Molecule: messenger RNA, 717 nt
Organism: Penicillium concentricum
Lineage: Eukaryota; Fungi; Ascomycota; Eurotiomycetes; Eurotiales; Aspergillaceae
Exons: 2
Coding region: 1-717 (238 amino acids)
Source: RefSeq, a predicted model, not a curated record
AUGAACGAGUUAGCCACUGUCGCCGGCUACCCUGAUAGUCAAUUUCCAACCGCACCGUUUGAUAGUGCGAGCGAUUAUCUAAGAUCAAUCGCGAACGAGCACCUGACCAACCUUUGGACCCAGCGCAACCUUGCCGAUGAUCUAGAAAUCGCUCGGUUCGCACAGCUCAUUUCAAAAUAUUAUUCUGACGACAGCGGGCCAUUUAUACCCUUCUGUGACGACAUGCGACCCUCGAAUAUGCUUAUAGAUCCGGAAACACUCCAGAUUACCGUCGUGCUGGAUUUCGAGUUUACGAAUGCCAUGCCGGCUGAGUUCACCUAUGACCCACCCUGGUGGCAGUUGCUCUCUGGACCGGAAAUGUGGCUUGACCGCUGCUUGAUGGAUGAAUUCGUGACCCUCUACGAGCCUAGAAUGGAGCAAUUCUUGCGAGCGUUGGAACGAGUGGAAAAUGAAUUCGAAUUAGAGUGCAAGCAACCUGGACUGUCUCUUUCUACCCGAAUGCGCGAUUUAUGGAGGACUGGGCGAUUCUGGUUCGAUUAUGCAGCAAGGAAGAGUUUUGAUGUGGACACCAUCUAUUGGGCUGCAUUACAUGACGGUGCGGGUGUUGAGUUGCUUGAUGACAAGACGCGUGCAGAGAUGGGGUCAUUUACGCAGAUCAAGAUGGAUCAGCUGAAGGCAUAUGAGGAGUGUACUGUUCGCUUUUCUUCGGAGAUGUAG